Dichotomopilus funicola is the source of this 891-nucleotide messenger RNA. RefSeq lists its product as uncharacterized. The record is from RefSeq and is a predicted model, not a curated record. Gene Ontology annotation, molecular function: DNA-binding transcription factor activity, RNA polymerase II-specific; zinc ion binding. The transcript has a single exon. Gene Ontology annotation, biological process: regulation of DNA-templated transcription. NCBI's taxonomy places the organism in Eukaryota, Fungi, Ascomycota, Sordariomycetes, Sordariales, Chaetomiaceae. The coding region runs from base 1 to 891 and encodes 296 amino acids.
AUGAAUCACAUUUCCGCCUCUACUGCCUCGUCAAUGUCUGGCCAAGGGUAUCUCCCCGCCCCCAAUUGGAACGACCCUCCCCGGAAUCCCCCGGGAAACAACAAACCCGGGCAGUGCCCGAAGCCAGUUGUCAUGCGGGCCGCCUGCGACGCCUGUACUAAGAGCAAGUACAGGUGUGUGGUAGAGGAAGACGGUGUCUGCACUAAGUGCAGACAAAGAAACAUCCAGUGUUCGUUUUCCGUCUCUCGUCGCGGGCAACGGACGCACGGCAGCAGUAACAACAAAAACAACAACAACAACAGCGAUAACGGCGACAACAGCAAUAACGACAACCACACGCCGCCGCCCGCCUCAGCAAACUCUAUCCCGGGCGACUUGGACGACUUGCUGGGGCAGGAUAAUGUGGUGAAUAGCCCGUUCGGCGCCCCCAUCGAUUGGCCCGGCUUGGCCCUUUCCGGGGCGGGAGCUGCUAACGGGGGUGAGGUUGUUCCCGGGACUGGGGCUGUCCCCGGUGUGGGAGCUGUCCCUGCUGCGGGAGCUGUCCCCGGUGCGGGAGUUGUUCCUGCCGUGGGAGUUGUCUCCGGUGCGGGAGCUGUCCCCGCCCUGGGAGCUGUGUCUGGGGUGGGAGCUGUCUCUGGGGUGGGAGUUGUUUCUGGGGUGGGAGUUGUCCCCGGGGCUGGGGUUGCUCCCGGGACGGGGUUGGGUCCUGGGGUAGGAUUUUUGGCUGCGCCCAGGGUCGGACUUUGGUAUGUGCCGGGCUUCGGGUUUAUUCGCGGCACUGAAUUCGACCCGAUUUUUAGGGCUGCGGCUGGGACCUGGUUCGUGCCCAUGGAAGCGUUCCAGUUCCUGGGCUUCUGCAAUUUCGACAAUGGCGUACAGCCAGAUGGAUAG